AUGACCGAAGCAUUGCCGCUUGUCGAUAAUAUAGAAAUCUUCCGGCAACUGGAAACAUAUCCAUGGGACAAAGAUAAAGAAUUCCAGGGUGGACUCUCAGCAAUCCUAGGCCCAAACCCCUCACCCUCUCAACUCGAAGACCUCACCCUUCGCGCCCAAUGCUUCUACCUCUCCCGCAAGAGAUCCACCCCCAUCGACUUCGACGCCUACAAAACAUACUUAUCAACCAAACAACCGCCCACCCCAAUCUCGAACUCUAAAGAACCUCCAACCCAAACCGCCCGACAAACCACUAGCGAAAACAUUCCUCCAUCUACUACAGAAGACGACAUGUCCAUCACCAAGACACCCCCGGCCCAACCCAACGGCGACGCCCCCUACCCGCCAACCUUCAAGCAAAUCGUCGAGCUCAUCCAGAGCGGCGCGCCUAUCCCCGGCAUCAUGGACAUCCCUGACACGGUGCUCACGGGCCAAGGCAGUACACCGCAGGCACCCAAGAGGCGCAAGCCGUGGGAGAAGGAAGACAGCGAGGAGGUUGUGGGUGGCACGUUUGGGGAUGCGAGGGACGAGGCGCCUAUUGAACAGGAGUUUCCGGAUAAUGAUGAUGCUCCUAGUUUAGAGACAUGA
Molecule: messenger RNA, 627 nt
Organism: Lachnellula hyalina
Lineage: Eukaryota; Fungi; Ascomycota; Leotiomycetes; Helotiales; Lachnaceae
Exons: 2
Coding region: 1-627 (208 amino acids)
Source: RefSeq, a predicted model, not a curated record